AUGCUUUUAGUGUUAGACAUCGCUUUGGAGUAGAGUUGUCCUAUAGCCCGUGGGCAACCGUCCCACCACAAGAACACCGCUGAGCCGCACACAGAGUUUUUCAAUUGCGCGCUGAAUGAACUAAAGCUCCAUCUACACUAUUUUUAGUUGUCACAUUGACAAUUUUUAAUCUUAAGUGUAGAUGGGUCGGCAAUUUUUAUGUGGUAACUUUAGUUGGUCAAGAGCUAGCAGGUUUGCUUUUUCUCGGCAAUUAAAAAUUGUCACACAUGACAAAUUGCUAGUGUAGAUGCCAAAAAUAUACAUGUCAACUAAAAAAUGUUAGUGUUAAUAGUGCGCGCGCACUCAAGGCACGCGCGACGAUCACGAAAAAUAGACGUUAUUUUUCAGCCAGAUUAACGAGACGUGUGAACUGAUAACAAAACGCCUUCAGUGCUCUUAAAGAGGCUUUGAAGCUCAAAUAUGAUCAAGUAGAUUCUAAAUAUAUCUCUUUUUUACGGAAUGUAGGAUCUUUAGUAGCAUAUAUUAGUUCAAAAAAAUCAAAGAUGAGACUGGGAGGUCUGGUUGCUGGCUUUACACUGUCGUCUUUGGCGGUUAUGAUGUGCGACGAGAAUGAACUCGCUCAACGGUCUGCAGAUUCUUGGAAAAUGUUGUACGCUACUGUUGCAGAAGACGUCUGCCUGAAUUGGCUUGCUUGGGCCACCAAUGCCGUUGUUGCUUGUUAUGUGAUAAUGUGCGCCACGAGAUACGUCCCUGAAAGUAAUGAAAAGGGAACAAAGCAACCUGACGAUGAACCGACAGAAAAAGAAGUUACCAACUCAAAUAUGUUCAAGUUUAUUGCUGUCGGCUCGAGAACUGCUUCACAGCUGACUGACCAGGUAUCAGCGGGCAAGCAUAAAAGCGCAUGCGUGCCACAUGCUCGUGGCGAUAAAGACACAGUCUUGUCAUGUGUGGAUGACAAUUUUGUCUCUAAUGGAACUGAGGCACAGUGGCAGCCUUCUUCAGAUAAUAAUCGCUUGAUAGAUGAUGAAGUAACCAUCAGCAGACAAAAGAUCAAGAAGUUUGUCAGAUUUGUUACUGAAGAAGAAACAGAUGAAGUACUUCACUCAAAAUCAGCUUAUGAUGAAGAAUCAUCGGAAAACAUCAUCUGGGAGGUCGAUACAGAGCAUUUGUCGUCACAGAUGGACGAGAAAGACAAUGUCAAGGAUUCACACGGACAGAGUAAUCUGGUUGAUAGGGAAAUGAACGCUCUCUGCACCGCUAAAAAAGUCCGCUCUCAAGAGGUCGAGGACAUUGCGAGGCAAGAAAGCGAGGAGCGUACAACCAGGGAUGAUUAUCCUGAGGUGGUAUCCGAUGGACGCGAAGGUGGUAGAGCCAGUCUUCCGGCGCCUAAAGAACAAGUCACCUCGAAUGAUGUCAUUGACUCAUUUCCGACAGAAGGAGGAUACUUGGAUGAUAGCAGUGGUUCUUCGAGUCUAGUUGUCGACAAAUCCACUUCGUCAGAAGAUACUCUUCACGAUUGGAGUCCAGAUGGGUCGAUGCAGGACAGCUCAGUGGGAUCAGAUAACGACAGGGAGACCGAGACGGCGAGUAAGGGCAAUAUAGGGGUAUCUAUCACAAUGUAUGACAGCCCAAGUGGAUCAUUCCACGAUGUGCAAGAAGCAACUGACCCCGAAGGCUCGCAAUCAUUAACACUAGCACAAAGUGCCGAGGAAGACGAAGAGGUCAAGCCAAGGUACCUGGAUUUAUCGGUCGAGGAGACCAUUGUCAGGCAGAAACCGGAGGAAUCCCAUGAAUUUGACUGUGAAAUGGAAGACAUGAGUGAGUACCUUUUUGACGUUGAAGCAGUGAAGGAAGUUUUACGGAAACCGACUGAAGAUGAAGUCUCCAUGUGCUCGGCGUUCUCCUUCUCGUCAUUUGACGACGAGGUGUCCAGACUGGUAUCCGACAUCGAGGCUCCAUCCGGUCAGACGGAGUUCCCGCAGCGCCCACUAGCACGUGACCGUCACGUGAUCGCCAUCCGCGUCUAUAAGCCAAUGGGAUCAAAGGACGUAAUGCUGUCUGUGGGAACUCUAGACCAGGACACAGGACAUUUGUCUCGCACUGGAGAAGUAUGGGAGCUUGGCCAAUCAGAAGAAAUGGAGAUGCUUUUGUCUGUAGACUCCUCUGCUCACCAGUCUUUCUCACAUUACACCGGCCGCUAUAGCCUGGCACUCUCCGGGUGCAAAUACUGCUGCAGCGACUGCGUCCCAGAGAAUAUACCGGGUAUUCACAUCAGCCCAUCCAUACUUGGUGAUGAUGACGAUGGCUACAAGGAAGAAGACGGCGAGGACGACGAUGCAGAUGAUGACGAGUUGGAUACUUUCCGAGCAGAGGUUGCUAAUACUUCAAGCAAUGAGAAUGCCCUCAUGGAACAAGUGACAAGGCUACUGGAAAACGACGUCAUCGCAACCCCUCCCCAUCCCCCUGCGUCAACCAAGAGCCCCCUAUGUGAACUGUCUAUUACUGAUGCCACUCAUUAUACAUCAAUGUCCGACCUGGGCAUAACGAGCUCACUUGGCGAAGAGAAAGACCCCCUUGAAGUCAGAAAGAUGUUUCUGGCCGCCGCCUCGCUGCCUGUUAUUGGUUUUCUUGUUUAUAAAGUUUUUGAUAAGUAACCUGACUCGAAGAAUACCAAUUUUAUUAUACUUGAUUUUUUUAAUUGGUGAUCUUUUGGGUACGUUUGCCUGAGUUUUUUUUAUUGAUGCAGUGUUUUAUUUAUUAAUUAAAUACAAGAGACUUGCAAAUAUAA
This is a messenger RNA of Nematostella vectensis (starlet sea anemone), 2788 nucleotides long. RefSeq lists its product as uncharacterized. Bases 543 to 2654 code for a protein of 703 amino acids. The transcript has 4 exons. The record is from RefSeq and is a predicted model, not a curated record. NCBI's taxonomy places the organism in Eukaryota, Metazoa, Cnidaria, Anthozoa, Actiniaria, Edwardsiidae.